UUAAUUGCAGCAAUAGCAAUUACAAAUAAACUUUUUAGUUUCAUCAGACAAAAUUGUUACAAUUUAGAAAGCUGCUCUCAUGAAUGACUAUGAGCCAGUGUACUGAGCUGUGUCACACAACAACAAGCUGUUGGGUACAUAGCAACCAGCUACAGCAGCACACCAAAAUAAAAAUGAAGACUUUGGUGUGUGUUAGUGACUAUGAAACAGAAGCAUACAGAAUCUUGCCUCAAAAUGCUCUUGACUACUACCGGUCUGGAGCCAUGGAAGAAAUUACUCUUCGAGAAAACAAAGAGGCAUUUAAUCGCUGCUGGAAAAAUUGGAACAGCCUUCACCCUGAGUACUAUUGCAACUACCAGCAUUGAAGAGAUAGCUGAAAAGGCACCUGAUACUCUGCGAUUUUUUCAACUGUAUAUAUACAAGGACAGGAAAAUAACAACUAAUCUUGUGCGAAGGGCUGAAACUGCUGGUUUUUCGGCGCUGGUUCUAACAGUUGAUGCCCCACAGUUUGGCCUUCGACGGGCAGAUAUUAGGAACAAGUUUACACUUCCUCCACAUCUCAAGAUGGCAAAUUUCGAGACGGAUGAUGACAAAUCUAACCUGGUGAACACAUCUGCAGGAGGUUCUGGAAUUAAUGAAUAUGUAAAGUCUCUUUUUGAUCCUUCCCUAACCUGGGAUGAUGUUACAUGGCUUAAAAGAAUCACAAACCUGCCUAUUGUGCUCAAAGGAAUCCUGACAGCUGAAGAUGCUGUUCUAGGACUGAAGGUUGGUGCAGCUGGAAUAUGGGUAUCAAAUCAUGGAGCACGCCAAGUUGAUGGAGUGUCACCAACGAUUGAAGUGCUACCAGAUAUAGUGAAAGCUGUCAAUGGUCAGUGCGAAGUCUACAUUGAUGGAGGAUUCUCUCAAGGAACAGAAAUUUUCAAGGCCUUGGCUCUUGGGGCACAAAUGGUAUUUCUUGGUCGACCUCUACUGUGGGGUCUAGCAUGUGGAGGAGAAGAAGGAGCAUACAAAGUCCUAGACAUAUUGCACAGUGAGUUAGACUCUGUCAUGUCUCUAUCAGGUUGUUCUACAGUGAAAGAUAUUACAGGAGACAUGCUUAUUCGCAAGGAGUAUUAUGCACGACUGUGAAUGUUUUUAUUUUUUAGUGUAAAAGGCAAAAAUGGCAUAAACUUAAAGUUCACAGUAAAUACAUAUGUAUCUCUUAAAGAUUUGAAGAUAUACAGCAAUGUUGUGCUAAGCUGUGAACAUACCGAUAUAUUUUAUAACAACUGCCCUAUAACAAAAUGUAACUGAAAGCAUGCAAAAUACCAACUUAUCUAGAACAGUAUAGUACAGUACAUAUUUCUUGGUGGAAAACUCUCAAUUUCAUAUGACUAUUUACAUAUUAAGUUCAUUAUUAGCAAUCACCUAUGUGUAAUUACCUAGGUGCUGUUAUAGAAUGAGAGCUAUGCUAGUGGUGUCCUUCCUGUCUUCCCAGUACUCCUUGUCACAUGACACUUUAAAACUUCUGGUGGUUUUGGCCUCGACCACCACCUCACUUAACUUGUUCCAACCAGUCACUCUUUGCAAAAGUGAAUUUUCUAUUUUUUUCAGCAGCAUUGUUUCCUUAGUUUGAACGUAUGUCCUCUUGUUUUUGACGUUGCAAUUUUAUAAAUUGUCAAUUCCUGUUACUAUGUUGUAUUUUGUGAUCAUCUCUUCUUUUUCUUCUAUCUUUCUGCUCUGGUAUAUUCAACACCUCUAACCUCUCCAAUUAGCUUUUUUUUUUUUUUUUUUUUCUGGAAGCCAUUUAGUUGCAUGUCUUUGCACCUUCUCCAAUUUAUUGAUGUGAUUUUGAGAUAUGGGCACCAUACAACCGCUGCAUAUUCCAAUUGUGGUCUUACGAAUGUUGUGAACAAUUUAUUUAAUUAAUAUUUCACCAUCAACAUAUUUAUAAACGCUUCUAAAGUUGGAAAGCGUAGCAUACGCUCCUCGCACAAUUUCUUUAUGUGGUCCUCAGGUGACAAUUCUUUAUCCAGAACCAUUCAGAUAUCUCUUUCUUUAUCAGUAUUCUCUAAAAAAAAAUUCACACAAUUUAUUGGUUGCAUAUGACCUAUUAUCUCCUAUUUUACAUUCCAUAAGAUGGCAUUUAUUCAUAUUAAAUUCCACUUGCCAAGUGUUACUCCAUACAUUUAUUUUGUCCAGGUCUUCUUGUAGGGCAUGACAAUCUUCUAAAGGGCAUCUUAUCUUCCCUAGUAGCUUGGCAUCAAGAGCAAACAUAUUCAUAUAAUUCUGCAUUCAUUCUGGUAGUUCAUUUAUAAUAAUAAAUAUUACUAGUGCUAGAACUGAACCCUGCAAUACUCCACUAGUAACAUUUCUCCAGCCUGAUACAUUGCCUCUGAUUAUCACCCUCCUUUUUCUGUCAGUUGUAAAAUUUUCAUCCAUGUUCGGUAUGGAUGUAGUUUCCAAAACUUCUUAAAUGGGACUGUGUAAAGUUUUUUUUAAUUCAGAUAAAUGCAGUCAACCCAUACACAUCUUUCCUGUAAAAUCUCUGUGGCUUUAUCACAAAAUCUGAGUAAGUUUGUCACAUGGGAUUUUCCUGUUUGAAAACCAUACUGUUAUUGUAUAAUUUCUCUCCAGGGGUUCUGUCCAUUUGAUUUUAACUAUUUGUUUUAAUGUUUUGACUACAAUGAUUGUAAACAAUACAUGUGUAUAAUUAACACUUUGAACUGCCCCAUGCGCACCCCAGCUAUUAUUGUAUAAUUUCUCUCCAGGGGUUCUGUCCAUUUGAUUUUAAUUAUUUGUUUUAAUGUUUUGACUACAAUGCUUGUAAACAA
Messenger RNA from Procambarus clarkii (red swamp crayfish), 2813 nucleotides. The record is from RefSeq and is a predicted model, not a curated record. NCBI's taxonomy places the organism in Eukaryota, Metazoa, Arthropoda, Malacostraca, Decapoda, Cambaridae.